CCGGUCAUGAUGUCCGCUUGCGAAGAACAAAAGAUGAAGAAGCAGGCAAGAAAGGGUGACAGCCGCAGCGGCUUCGUCGGCGUGAGGCAAAGGCCGUCAGGGCGGUGGGUGGCGGAGAUAAAGGAUUCAUCGCAACGUAUCAGACUAUGGCUCGGCACAUUCGACACGGCGGAGGAAGCGGCGCGAGCCUACGAUGAGGCUGCGCGAGCUUUACGUGGCGAUAACACACGCACAAACUUCACAGCAGGAGGUAGCGGCGGUGUUGGAAGCAUUGGGUGGCCGGAGUACUGCUACCAAGCCGAUCAUCUCUCUAUGACGGCGAAGGCGAGGCUGAGUAGGAGCAUAAGGGGGAUGGUGGAGAGGUCGGCGGCACAGAGGCGGUCGACGAGGGUGAGCGACCACCACACCAUGGCUAGGAUCUUCCACCCACAAAGGAUGUUGAGCGUGGAGUUCGCCGGAGGAGGAGAAGUGGGGGAGGAUGAGAAGACAUGGCCAUGGGAGUUUGGAUUGGAUUUAGCCAUGGCGGAAAUAGAGGGUGGAUUGGAAGAGGAAAAGGUAGAUCAAAAAGUUAAGAGGUUUAAGGUAUCUUCUUCGGUCAUCGUUCCACCUUCUUUCAGUUCAUCUGCAUCAGCAGCGACGGCGACGACGGUGGAGAAGAUAAGCUAACUGUGUAGGUCUGCAAGAUAAGAUGCUUCCAUGCAAAGUAUCAAAAAUCCUUCUUUUUUAAAGUAUAGCUUAGUCUGCUUCUAAAUAUAAAUCAUGAAACUUAACUGAACUUUGAAUGGGAACUUUG
This is a messenger RNA of Dendrobium catenatum, 793 nucleotides long. Its product is annotated as ethylene-responsive transcription factor 9-like. NCBI's taxonomy places the organism in Eukaryota, Viridiplantae, Streptophyta, Magnoliopsida, Asparagales, Orchidaceae. Bases 7 to 666 code for a protein of 219 amino acids. Gene Ontology annotation, biological process: regulation of DNA-templated transcription. The transcript has a single exon. The record is from RefSeq and is a predicted model, not a curated record. Gene Ontology annotation, molecular function: DNA binding; DNA-binding transcription factor activity.